This is a messenger RNA of Lymnaea stagnalis (great pond snail), 8661 nucleotides long. The record is from the annotation of a GenBank genome assembly. NCBI's taxonomy places the organism in Eukaryota, Metazoa, Mollusca, Gastropoda, Lymnaeidae.
UGUGGAUUUUUGUAAUGUCGCAUAAUAAUUUUAUUAUUGUGCAACGACACGACUUAAACACCGCGACGUCCACUUUUCAGACAAUGUGAACAAAAUUAUUUAAAAUCUGAGGUUUUAGUUUUCAUUGUGACCUACUUUUGUAUUGGACACAUGCUGGAUAAAUACGCUUAUUUUGCAUGAAGGCUGUGCUGGUGAAAGUGCGAUCAUGUUGUGGAAGAGAUUUGACACAGUGUACAAGUGUGUAGGUGUGCUUCUGUUGAGCUGGGCAUCUUAUGUGUUCUGUAAACCAGAAGAAGGUAAGCUUUAUAAAACAGGACCCUUUUGUUGUGGAUCUAGACCAUGAGUGUGGAACCUUUUUUCUGCCAAAGGCCCAUUGGAUAUUUAUAGCGGCAUUCGCGGGCCAUACAUAUUCAGGACCGGCGCCCCAGGCAUACACAUAUGUUUACGCCCCCCCCUUAUAUAUUAUCCACCCAUUACACAUAGAACAUGAACUGAAACAUAUAUGAUUGCAAAUUAAUGUAAGUAAAUAUUCUUCACCAUCAAUUUUUUUUAGAUUAGUUACUAUUUUAAGAUAAAAAUAAAGUAAUAUUUUUAAAAAGCAUAAAACAAUUGGUUCUUUAGUUGUAAAUUGCUAUUGGAUUCAUAUAAAUUAAAUUCCGUUGGUGGACCAGACGAAAUGAUCUUGCGGGCCGUAUGUGGCCCGCUGGCCGGAAGUUCCCUACCCUUGAUCUAGGCAGGGAUAUUAUGGCGCCACCCCGUUACUGCAAUGUGAUUAAUUUACACUUUUAAAGACAACCUGCAGUAAAGCAAUUCCGAUCCAGAUUUAAAUUCAUCACAAUUAAAGCUUACAACCAAUUUUUUUUUCCUCUAAUAAUUUUAGGGUUUAUUUUAGAAGACAGUUUAUGCUUUUCUUACUAUACUAAAGAAACAAGAGAAUCGAGAUAAGAAACAAACAUGAUUAAGGAACGACUCGGUAAUGAAAAAUUGGGGAUGUGCCCAGAGGGGAAAAAAAUAUGAAUAAUUAAAAGAAUAAUGGGAAAAUCUAUCCCCAUAUUUGUAUCAGUUUCGAAUAAUAAGAUUUUGUCUCAAUGGUAUGAGGAAUUGCUGAGGCAGGCCAAAGCUCUACAUGGGCUGUAGCGCCACAGGGAUGGAUGGAUGGUAUGUGGAAGUGGUGAGGCAGGCCAAAGCCCUACAUGGGCUGUAGCGCCACAGGGAUGGAUGGAUGGUAUGAGGGAACUAGGAUGGAGAAUGGAGCGAACAUUCGCGAAAUACAUGCUGGGUACAAGCAAGAGUUAUAGCGGAGAGCAUUAUUUGUUCAACGCAAAGUGCAUUAAUUGACUUGGGUUUUUGACGAUGCCGCAAACUGCUGAAAUUUGUUUGGAAUAUAAAGAGAGGUCACAGUUUCAACUGUUUAAUGUUUAUGGGCUACAUUGUGGAAAAGUAGGGUGAAAUUAUACGAUAUCAAACAUUUGAAAUUUACCCGGCACCCACCUCAAUUCCCGACGACGUUUCAAUAACUGGACCCCCACCCAGCCCCCACCCCCACCCACCCAAGGGAACUCAGUCACGUGCAGAAGCUAAACGAAUUCGCAAACAAAAAAUAUCCUCGAUCUCAAAUUCAUUAGAUCAUUUAUAGUGACGUUGUGAGAUAUUUUAUACGCGAUUGAUAUAUUAGCGAAACGUUUGUUUUUUGGGUUUUUUUUGGGGUUUUUGUUUUUUAAAAUUCAGUUGAACAAAAUGUAUGCUCCAUAAUUACAGAGCAGAUAAAGUAUUUAUUUGCUAAAUCAACUACAUUGGAUAAGUCAUUGAAAUAAGAACUUGGUGUUUAAUAGCCUACUAUUUCCCGCCAAGAACGACAUCUACGAUCUCGAUCACCAAAGAGGUAACUGCACGAUGAAGUUUCAGAUAAUCCAAAUUAAUGAUUUAACCAGAAACGAAUUUUUGAGUUUUGGGCACCGUUAAAAAAACGAUGUAGCCCAAAAGUUUGUUUUUUUACGGCCGGCACUGGCCUCGUUUCAGGAUUCUUUGCCUCGUAUUAAUUUUGUUCAUAUUAUUAUUAUACUGAACGAACAUAUCACUCAACAUAUAGCGAACAGGAAAUAUCGUUAUCCAUUCAAUAUAUAUAUAUAUUUAUAUAUAUAUUUGUGACAUAGUAUUGAGCCAUUCAACUAAUGCAUUCUUUAUGGUUGUUAUUGUAUACAUUUCAUUCAAUCUUUUUCGACGAGCAACCUUCUAUUUUUUUUAGAUAGAACUGAUCAAAACCAUGGAGCACUCCCUGGAACAAUAAUGUAUUUCUUUUUCAUUAUCCCCACGGUAACCAUCAGUUGUGCUUGACCGCGAAUGUAAUGCUGUCAGAUUCCUCUACAACUCGGACAUUGUAGUCGUCAAGAAUUGGUCACUCGUACCAACCGACGGGAGUAACUGUACACUCGGGUUCCUUGCCUUUUCAGCGUACCACAACAGAGAGAAUCCUUCAAGGGUAUGUAGAGCUGACUGUUUUGCCACCCAAAGGUAAGUUGUUUUUUUUCUGUUUGUUGUAUCUCCAAGGGUAGGCGUUUUCUGUUCAUAGCAGGCCUGCACAACAUAAGGCCCGCGGGCCGCAUAUGGCCCGCGAGCACCCUCUUGGUGGUCCGCGAAAUAACGAAAUAUUCUUUAUUAUUAUGCCUUUAUUAAUAUCUUUGCCCCCGUUCUUUUAUCUUUCGGCCCGCAAAAGUUUUUCAUUAUAAGGUGUUACGGUCGGCACAAGGUUUCCAUAAAGUAUUAGGGCCCGCCAUACAUUUUGAGUUGUGCAGGCCUGGUUCAUAGUAUCCACAAUCCAAGGUUAUGUGCUUUCUGGUUGUUUUAUCCCCAAGGGUAGGCGUUUUCUGUUUAUAGUGUCCACCAUCCAAGGUUAUGUGGUUUCUGGUUGUUGUAUCUCCAAAGGUAGGUGUUAGUUACCGUUAUAAGGUUCAACAAAUUCGAUCUGUAGCUUUAAAAUUUGGCUCGUUGGAUUUGCAAUACGUAACAAAGGACUGAAAAUCAGUAUACAAUGAAAAACUGUACCAUAGCUAGUGAUAUGUACAAUAAUCAAUUAUUUAUACUAUUAAAUUGAUAUAAAAAUAUGUAAUCAAAUAAACAGAAAUAAAAACUAUAAUAAUAAAUGGCUCGGCAAGUGAAAAAGUAUAAUACCGUAUUAGAAAGAUUAAAUAUUAAUCCACACACGCGCAGUGAAAAAUCUAUUAAAUCUUGUAGGGCUCCUGUACGGUCUGGUAAGUCUCGUAAAUGCCUGCGGUCACAGUCGACCGUCCUAUUUAUAGUAAGGGAGUCGGAACCCUCCAGAACAUAAAGUCUAGAAAUUAAAUAAAAAGAGAGUUUGUCUCCCUCAAUUUGGUAUAAGGGUGAACCUUUCUUGAAAUAUAAAUAAACUUUCCAAAUCUAUGGCUAGGGGUGGAUAGGAUUGGCAGCACCUGUCCCCAAGUAAACUGGUGACGUCCGAAAAAAAAGAGAGAGAGAAAGAGUUGGGGUGGGGUUGCAUGCCUUGGCUUGAACUAGGUCAACACAUAGGCUGUCACAGUAGGUGUCCACAGAUUGUUGUAUCUUCAAAGGGUAUAGGUGUUUUCUGUUUGUUAUAUUUUCGAGAGAAGGUGUCUUAUGUAAGUUGUGUCCCCAUAGGGUAGGUGUUUUCUGUUUGUUGUAUGUUCGAGAGAAGGUGUCUUACGUAAGUUGUGUCCCCAAAGGGUAGGUGUUUUCUGUUUUUUGAAUGUUCUAGAGAAGGUGUCUUAUGUAAGUUGUGUCCCCAAAGGGUAGGUGUUUUCUGUUUUUUGUACGUUCGAGAGAAGGUGUCUUAUGUAAGUUGUGUCCCCAAAGGGUAUGUGUUUUCUGUAUCUGACCAGUAGAACGUCUAGGAAGAUCAUCUCGUGUAAUGCCUGGGGGUAACCGCAUAGAGUGUUCCUACUGUGCAUGCCGCUGUACUUUAUGUAUAUUUUAGUUAGCUAGUCUGAGCCAUAAUAUAUUUUUUUUAAAUCCAACCCUUGUUCAUCCUCAGAUCCAUGUAUCAGUACUGCAUGUGUCGUUACCCGGAACUAAACCACCAUGUGAUCGCAACCGUCUUGACGUCAUAGACAGUGACAAAAUAACACUUCUCAGUGGUGCGAUUGAAAAAAAGAUGUUUUAUUUUAAUAAUUGUGUUGUUUUUUUUUUGUUCUCGGUGCUGAAAUAUUAUUACAUUUUUUUUUUUUUAAAUUAACACACCAAUUCAAAGAAAUGUUUAGAUUUUCUGUACACCAAUAUAUUUUUCAAACUAAAACCGCAAGACUACUGAAAACGGCUCAUCCGACGCCGGCUUGCGCCCAUCUGCUACAGUCCAGUGCUACGAAUGAUUUAUUAGUCCCAAGUCACCGACCCGCAAACAAGUCAUCGGAACAAUUUAAUUUUAUGAUUAUAAAAAAAAAGAACAUAAAUGCACCCUUGCCACUGCUACAAUGGGGAUUCAUUUCUGCGGGCCCUUCAUGACAAAGUUUGAAGAUCACUGUUUCCAUAAUUGUUGAUUUUGAUUAUUUCUGUUUAAUUAAUUAAAAUCUUUUCUAAUUCUUACAUUUAAAAAAAUAAUUAUUUUAAUGUUUAAUUCUCUCGACAAUUUUUUUAAUUUAAAAAAUCAAACUAUAAUAGUAUAGGAAAUUAACUGCGCAGAUUAUCUUUGGUGUGACCUAUAUUUUUUGUUUGGUUUUAAUCUUCUUGUUACCUAAGAAAAUGAAUUUUUUAGGAAUAUUUUUAUGACGAAAAUCUAAACUUUAAAAACUUGAAUUGCUAACAUGGUCAUCUCAUAUUGAAAGGGGUAUGCGCGAGAGUGGUAGAUGGUGACUCCACGCUUUAGGUAAUGAACAGGUGCAUUAAUUCAGGUGCAAUAGUUCACUAGUUAUGUUUAUUUGGCUUCCAUACAUUUAUCUUGAUCAUCACCUUUCUACUGGAUUCCACGGACUUGUGACAUUACUUUACCAUUGAAAACUUAAUUUGCAAUGACGCAUAGCAUCACAUUGAUUUUCAGGUCCAGGUGGUAUCUGCGGUGAGUACAGCCAUUCUUUUGACUCCACCAAAGACGCGGUUUACUUGAGACUGACGUCAUCCAACGCCACCAUAAACGGGAAAAUUCGUGUGUUGGUCAGCGCCUUCAGUACGGGUUAGUAUAGUGAAUGGGGGGGGGGUGUGGGGGUGGUCAGUCAUAGAACCCGAAGCAGAGAGAAACAAAGCUCACAAACUCAUGGUGUAACCUCUAGAUGGACCUGUCUCAUUACCAGCCUCAUGCGCACGCCAAUCUCAGAGAAAUGUUCAAGUAAAACACGUAGCUUUAGGAUUUGUCGCGGGUGGGAUGGGGGCUCAACAUAAAGUGGGAUUUUUUGCCAUUUAUAAUUAUCCUUAGUCCACUAUUCUUAAAAAAGAAAAAAAAAUGAUGUCCGUUUUCAUAAAGUAAAUUCAAUAUUUCAGAUUUCAGCUACGGUGAUCAACACGCACCAUUCCUUACGAACACCAAUAUUUCAGAUUUCAGCUACGGUGAUCAACACGCACCAUUCCUUACGAACACCAAUAUUUCAGAUUUCAGCUACGGUGAUCAACACGCACCAUUCCUUACGAACACCAAUAUUUCAGAUUUCAGCUACGGUGAUCAACACGCACCAUUCCUUACGAACACCAAUAUUUCAGAUUUCAGCUACGGUGAUCAACACGCACCAUUCCUUACGAACACCAAUAUUUCAGAUUUCAGCUACGGUGAUCAACACGCACCAUUCCUUACGAACACCAAUAUUUCAGAUUUCAGCUACGGUGAUCAACACGCACCAUUCCUUACGAACACCAAUAUUUCAGAUUUCAGCUACGGUGAUCAACACGCACCAUUCCUUACGAACACCAAUAUUUCAGAUUUCAGCUACGGUGAUCAACACGCACCAUUCCUUACGAACACCAAUAUUUCAGAUUUCAGCUACGGUGAUCAACACGCACCAUUCCUUACGAACACCAAUAUUUCAGAUUUCAGCUACGGUGAUCAACACGCACCAUUCCUUACGAACACCAAUAUUUCAGAUUUCAGCUACGGUGAUCAACACGCACCAUUCCUUACGAACACCAAUAUUUCAGAUUUCAGCUACGGUGAUCAACACGCACCAUUCCUUACGAACACCAAUAUUUCAGAUUUCAGCUACGGUGAUCAACACGCACCAUUCCUUACGAACACCAAUAUUUCAGAUUUCAGCUACGGUGAUCAACACGCACCAUUCCUUACGAACACCAAUAUUUCAGAUUUCAGCUACGGUGAUCAACACGCACCAUUCCUUACGAACACCAAUAUUUCAGAUUUCAGCUACGGUGAUCAACACGCACCAUUCCUUACGAACACCAAUAUUUCAGAUUUCAGCUACGGUGAUCAACACGCACCAUUCCUUACGAACACCAAUAUUUCAGAUUUCAGCUACGGUGAUCAACACGCACCAUUCCUUACGAACACCAAUAUUUCAGAUUUCAGCUACGGUGAUCAACACGCACCAUUCCUUACGAACACCAAUAUUUCAGAUUUCAGCUACGGUGAUCAACACGCACCAUUCCUUACGAACACCAAUAUUUCAGAUUUCAGCUACGGUGAUCAACACUCACCAUUCCUUACGAACACCAAUAUUUCAGAUUUCAGCUACGGUGAUCAACACUCACCAUUCCUUAUGAACUAAUAACACCAAACUCUGUCAUUAAUGUUUUGAGGUUUUGAAAGGGGACACAGUUGCAUAGUCUGAACACGCAACGCUGAUACAAAUGUUGUCUCUCUUAUCGUUAGUUCCAGACAGACACGAGACGGGACUUAUGUUACAUGAAUAGCCUUCCAUAAGCUAAAGCACGGUUGCUUAGCCUUUUUAGUCCAUGGGCCAUGGGCAACAUAGCCAGUCCGGUGACGGCCACUUACACUUUAGCCAGUCAGAUGAAUGCCACCGACUCUUUAACAUUUACACGAAAUGCCCCGGGUUCCUUUUUAGAAUAAACUAUUUAUCCGUAUAUAAUCAUAUAACAUUAUAAAGGGAAUACAGCUCAGAGAUCCCCUGACACCAUUUCACGAAUCUCAAGGGGUCACUGGCAAUGUUCCCUCUAAGGUUUGCUGGUUCGUGUACAAAAUCAUACAGUUGUAUGCAAAGUUUUACAGCAUCAAUUUCUUUUGUGUGCAAAAUUUAACAGCCCACAAACACACACUUAUAUGGAAAUUUGCUGCGCGGAUACUUAAAACAGCUGCGCGGCGUCUGUGAGAUAGCUGCGCGGCCGCGCAGCCACGCAGCUUAAAGGGAACAUUAGUCCGUGGACUUCAGGUUAACUCUUUAAAACCCCCAGAGCUAGAGGUAGUAUAGUAUUUGUAAAUGAACAUUUCACUAUAUCGUUGACCCCCCCCCCCCCAGAUGUUUGUGACACUGACAAGGAGUUCAGCUGUGACAACGGCCGUUGUGUGGACGACACCAUGGCCUGCGAUGGUUAUGACGACUGCGGUGACAACAGCGACGAGGAGGAAGGCUGCCUGAUGUCCACAGGCACGAUCGUGGCCAUUGUUGUGGGGUCGUGUGUGGUCGUUGCCUUGACGGCGGCUGCCGUUGUCAUGAUGCUGAAACGGAGGACAAGGACCGGAUGGGUAAGCCAAAUGUUUUGGGUUUUUUGCGUUUGAUUUGUGUGUGAGUGUUCGGUUCUCCUUUACAUUGGUGCACAGUGCAUGUUUUGUCUUUGUUCAAAGACAUGGUUGUCCGUCCACUAAAUUAUGUCUUUUACCCCUUCUGGGACGGGACAUAGACCGUCUACAAGAAUUGUCCUUUUCAUCUCGGCCCUGUGCUUUCCUUUCCAGUUGCUUCCAGGUGUAUCCCAUAUUUUGUGUGGUUGCCUCUAGCUUGUGACUCCAUGUAUUCUUAGGUCUUCCUCUCUUUCUUUUUCCCCGUGGAUUCCAUGCUAGGGAUUGUCUGUUGAUGUUAUCUGGGGGUUUAAGAAGAGCGCACCCUACACACCCCCCCUCUUUUCCUUAUACCGUCCGCCCAGACGGCUAGUAAUACAGUAACUGUCUGUCAAUGUUUAUGCAACACUGUCCCUGCUUAUAAAAAAAUGGAAUCUGGUAAAUUGGUUCCCCCCCCCCCCUUUUUCCGAUUUCAAACGUACUUUGCCAGCACGAGUCGUGUAUCAAAACUUUUACUGAAUAUAUAGCUCAACAAUGUCAAGUAGGCCUAUUUAUAGCUGUUCAUUUGACCACCCUCUCUCGUACAUUCGCCCCACAGGGUGCAGGUCCCAGCAUGCUCUCCUACUCUGUCAACGAGGAGAAGAGGCCACUGACGUCGGUUAUAGUGUACUGAGAUUCAUUUAUCUGUCGGAGGGCAAGAUGUACCUUGAUUGAUUCUUAUUCAGGAUUUAUGAUUUAUAGGAUUUAUGACUUAUAAGGAUCCAUUUGGCUUUUUGUACAAGAAAAUAAUCAAAUUUAUACAGCAUUUUUAAAAUAAAAUAUUGCCGUGUUUUGUUUUGUUUUUUUUUAAAUUAUUAUUUUUAUGAUUAAAUUAUUAUGAAUCGAAGUCAGUCUGAACAGCAGAAAUGUAUUAAUACUAAUGAAAGAUUGGGCUAUUAUACACAUGUGAGAGAAAAGUUCUCUGGAAAACUUUAGAACCAACAAAGGAUGAGUAUGGAUGG